AUGGCCGCAGACCUUUCCCAAAACUUGACAGACGUGCAUGUACGCUCUUUACUUGAUCAAGCUUAUGAUGAGCUUGGACUUGAAGCCCUCACACUACAGUCAUGUGACGGGGAUUGGCCCCAGUUCCUCGCUCAACGAUUACAGCAUCUCCUCGAAAAGCAGCCACAAGCUGCGAGUAUAGACCACGAGUUCUUAUCCCUUGCCACUUUUGCAUUUAGUUGUUUCCUCCAGGCAAAUGUCUCGGGACCCCCGUUGUCCUACAACUCGGCUGAUGGGAUCCUUCCAAGCUCUCUCUUCGAAGGGACUAACACCACCGUUGAACGACUGCAAAGGCGGCUGAUCUCGGGCCUGAGCAUUGAUGGAGAAGCAGUUUACCGACUUAUUCCCCACGUUGAGCUCUUUUGUCUAGCCAAAUGUAUUCUAAACCACCCAUCAAUGACGCAGGACUUACCGCUCAGACUGGCUCGCCUGAGGGCGAACUUCUGGCAUCAGCGGCUGCUUACCGAUAUCUCUUCAUCUUUACAAGAUACAAUUUACGAUGACUUGCAGCUCAUUGGCGACAGCGUGCUCAGUAGCCCCCCUUUCAAUAGUAUCAUUACGCCCGCUCAGUUCUUCCUUGAACGGGCAACAAUCCACAUUUACCACGGUUUUGACCAAAGAGCGAGAGCAGAUAUUGAACAGGCGGCACGGGAAAGAUCUUUCCAUUUUGCAUUGACUGGAAGGUUAGGAAAACGGACAAAGUACCAAGAGAAGGAGUUGAGCCAGCUGGUUGUGCUUGCCACAAGCGUAGAUGAGGAUGAUGAGGCAGCUCGAUCCGGGAAGAGUACGAACGCAGACACCAUUGAAACGGGCCCAAGCUCCUAUCGACGAACAGAAGCAAUACCUCGAAAGCUGAAUUUGAACGAUGACACUCUGUUGGAGUCAAUUGCAUUCACCCAACCCGCAGCAUCCGUCCCAGAUUUCCAGCAAGAUGACCACCUACAUCCAUCGUUAGAGACUUUGGAUCCUGGAAACCAGCCACUCCUACAACCGCUUGACGCUAUCAUUCUCCUUGCUACAGCCUCGUCAAUUACAAAUACUUCACCAACAGACGGCUUGACUCGCGAGGAAACUUUGCCAUACGCCGAGCGGGUCAUUUCGGGAGGUAGCUCGAACUGGCAGGUGUACACUCAAGCCCUGAUAGUCCGAAGCCGCAUCGAAGGCUAUCGAUCACGCACCAUAGAAAGAAGCGUGCUGCAGCUGCAAGCUGUCGUCGACCAAGUGGUUGCGGAAACUUCAUCGUAUAAGGCUUCCAAAGACGAUGCAGCAUCCGCAAUGACAACGUCCACGACGUUCCUACCUCAACCAAAAUCGACCGAAUCAGCAUCUGCCUCCGAACGUCUCCGAUACAUACAUCAGCUCGCUUCUUCUCCACGAUGGAAACUUGAGGCCGAACUUGCAGACCGCUGGGUCUCUCUUGGUGGGCUCCGCACAGCACUAGAGAUCUAUGAGCGUCUCCAAAUGUGGGCUGAAGUUGCUCUGUGCUGGGCAGCGAAUGACCGAGAAGACAAAGCUCGGAAGAUCAUACGGCGCCAGCUAUACAACUCUGUCAUCACCACAUCAACGAACAAGCUCCUCGAAGACGAUGAAGACAAUGAUGUUGGAGACUACAGGAUAGAACGGGAUCCUCUACCAGCAGAUGCUCCACGUCUCUUCUGCAUCCUUGGUGAUCUUGAGAAGUCCACAGCUGCGUACGAGCGUGCUUGGGAGAUAUCGAAUCAGCGGUAUGCUCGUGCGCAGCGCUCAUUGGGUAAAUUCUACUCAGCGAAUAAGGAUCUUGACAAAGCGGGCACAGCUUACGCAAGAUCACUGAAAGUCAAUCCGCAAAAUCAUGCGAUUUGGUUUGCCUUGGGAUGCAUUAGACUCCAACAGGAGGACUGGGCUGGCGCCGUGGACGCUUUCGGACGAGCCGUACAAAUUGAGGAUACCGAUGCAGAGUCUUGGAGUAACCUUGCGGUGGCCCUGUUGAAACUCCCACCUCAUAUAUUACCGGGCGACCCAGAUACUUUUGGUACAAAGCUGGAUAGAACCCACUCCAAUGUUGAACUUAUGCCAGAAGGUUGCAGUAAUGGCUCCAAUGUACCGGCAACGGACCCCCAAAAACACGUAAGGGAGGCUUUUGUCGCGCUCAAGCGUGCCGCAGCUCUCAAGAGGGAGUCCUUCCGAAUAUGGCAGAAUCUACUUAGUGUCUCGAUCAAACUAUCACCACCUCCAUAUACUGAGAUCAUGAUUGCUCAAAAUCGGCUCAUUGAACUACUCGGAAAUAAUGAAGGUGAGAGGUGUGUCGAUGUUGAAAUUGUCGAGGCACUGGUAGCGCACCUCGUCACUGCCUAUCCACGAGCUCCAACAGAUGCGGAGACGACGGAAAUUAACGAUAGGCAGCCCGAAGACGGCGGCACACUCCAGGUGUCAGCGCCUAAAAGGGUGGGAUUUGAACGGAUGGUGAUCGACCUAGUUCAGAAAAGGGUCACGCCUCUUAUUACUUCGUCUCGCCGUCUAUGGCUAGUUACCGCCAAGCUGUCGCUGUACCUGCAGCGUCCAUCCGCAACCUUAUCCGCCUAUGAGAAAGCAUGGCGCGUCACCCUGAAUCAACCUGGAUGGGAAAGUGGUACUGGGGAGGCAAAGGAUGCUUGGAGAGAGGUCGCUGACUCAACGAUUGAUCUAUUGGAUGGAUACGAGAGCCUAGGGGAAAGAAUUAGAGAAGCUGGGAUGGGCGCAGGAGAGUUGGUUGCUAAGGAUUGGAGAUUCAAAUCCAGAAGCGCGGUCAGGUCCGUUCUGGCAAGAGCGAAGGAGGGGUGGGAGGGCGACGACGGGUACGAGACCCUAGGGGAAAGAUUGCAGGAGCUGAAGAGUGCAUGA
This is a messenger RNA of Letharia columbiana, 2898 nucleotides long. RefSeq lists its product as uncharacterized. The record is from RefSeq and is a predicted model, not a curated record. NCBI's taxonomy places the organism in Eukaryota, Fungi, Ascomycota, Lecanoromycetes, Lecanorales, Parmeliaceae. Gene Ontology annotation, molecular function: protein binding. The transcript has a single exon. Bases 1 to 2898 code for a protein of 965 amino acids.